Vicia faba (fava bean) is the source of this 339-nucleotide messenger RNA. NCBI's taxonomy places the organism in Eukaryota, Viridiplantae, Streptophyta, Magnoliopsida, Fabales, Fabaceae. The record is from the annotation of a GenBank genome assembly.
AUGCUUCUAUUCCCCCAACCGCUCUUACCCGUAGCAGAACCUGACAACACUGUGACUCGCCGGAAUCGCUUCUGUAUCAGCCGUAACACUGUUUCACAGCAACCAAAACAUCUAGUUUCUGAUUCAGUUUCAAUUGUGAUGUCCAAGGAUAAUGACGCAACCAAUUUGUCUCGCACCUUCAAAUACCUUUUAGCUACUCAAUUCUUGUCAAGAGGAAUUCCAUUUAUAUUCAAUACAUGGAUUGUAAGGCAUCUCACAGAAGAGGACUACGCGAGUCCUGAACAUUCCCUUUCUUUGGUUAUAUAUGGAAAAGUCCUUUUGAACCUUUUGUCCACUUGA